Molecule: messenger RNA, 1650 nt
Organism: Paramecium pentaurelia
Lineage: Eukaryota; Ciliophora; Oligohymenophorea; Peniculida; Parameciidae
Source: the annotation of a GenBank genome assembly
AUGAAUUAUUAAUAAGCAAUUCAAUCCUGCAGCCCUACUAAAUAAAAGUAAGAAUUUAUCUUAUAGAAGAUAAGAGGAGAUUAGCUCUCCAAUUACUAUUUCUCUUCAAUCUGAAUUCGAGCAGUUAACAUUAGAUACUUCUCCCAAAUUAGAUCCACUAACUAAUUAACAUAGUGGGAUUCUUGACUUCAUAGAUGAAAUAGAUUAGGAUGAGAAGUUUAAAAAACAUCAGAGGUUAAGUUUGUAGAAAGACCUGAUCCGUAGAAACAAUAAAAACAAAACUAACGAAGGUCAAUCGUCUCCUCAUUCUAAUCAGUCUUUGAAUGAUCAAAAGUUUAAAUAUAUCAAAGAACUUUGGUUAUAAGAAUCACCAAUAUAAGAAAUGAAUAAAUAAGUUCUAUCUUAGAGAGUGAUUUCAAUCAAUGAAGAACAAUAUUUCAAAGAUCUUUAGAGUGAUAAUGUUAUAGGGAUGGGGGUUUAUCACUCAAAUGAAGCUAGUCCUUAAAUGUACUUCGAACCUGACAUUGAGGCCGACAUCUACAUCUCAAGUUUGAUAGUAAUAACUAAAUUAAAUUCUCAAAUAGGAUUCAUUAUGGGGAAAUCAAAUUAUUUCUCGAAAAUUGUAGAAACUAAUAGAAUCUGGAACACCAGAAUAAUAAUUAUUGAUUGUCCAAAAAUUGGAAAGAAUAAGUCCAUAAAUUGAGAAGGAUGUCUUUGGAAAUUAUGUAGUUUAAAAGAUCUUUGAUAGUUGUGGAGAUAUAAAACUCAAGACUAGAAUGUUUAAUAAAUUAAAGACACAUUUUUAUGAUUUAUCAAAGAAUCCCUUUGGUUGUAGAGUUAUGCAAAAAUUAAUUGAGUAUUCGUAAGGCAAAGAGGAUAUCUAGAAUUCUAUACUUUCUUAAUUGGUUUAGAAUAUGAGAUCUUUGAUUUACGAUUCCAAUGGCAAUUAUGUCAUAUUCAAGAUGCUUGAAUCCUAUGAUAAAUCUAAAAUGGAAUUUCUUAUUCCAAUAGUUGAAGAAUCUGUAUAUAUCAUAAAUCUAUAUCUAGUUUCAUUAUAUGGCUCAAUAAAUAUAUGGUUGCAAAAUCAUUCAUAAGAUCAUAUAAUAAUAUGCUCCUAAUUACAUAGCUAAUCUAGUUAAACAAUCUAUUGCUAAUUAUUCUGUUUUGAGUUAAACAGAAUUUGGAAACUAUAUUCUUCAACAUAUAUUAUAGUUUUGGAUUGUAUCUCCAGAGAAAACUCGAUUAAUUUAACUUGUAAUAUAAUAAUUUUAUCAAUUAAGUAUCAAUAAGUAUGCAAGGUAACAAAUAUAAAUUUAUUUUAGUAAUACUGUUGAAAGGGCUUUGGAAACUUUAAGUAAACCUGAAUUGAUAACUGUCUUAAAUUGGUUGCUAUUUAGAAACUAAGCCUAACAAUAGUUCACGUAUGUAGCUUCAAACUUUGUACAAUUGGCAAAUCACUAAUUUGCAAAUUAUGUGAUCAAGAAAUUUUUGAUCUUGAUCGAUUAAUAAAUGUAGCAAUCUAUUUUAAAUUUCUUAAUUAAAAAUUAAUAAGAGUAUUAAGCUCUGAAAUCCACUUUACAUGGUAACAUUUAUGUAAUUUAUUUAGGUUAACGAAUAUGUAGUCUUUUAGAGAAAUAAGUGAAAUGUUGA